This is a messenger RNA of Hemicordylus capensis (graceful crag lizard), 2777 nucleotides long. It is a transcript of the gene KAT14, whose product is annotated as lysine acetyltransferase 14. NCBI's taxonomy places the organism in Eukaryota, Metazoa, Chordata, Lepidosauria, Squamata, Cordylidae. The record is from RefSeq and is a predicted model, not a curated record. Gene Ontology annotation, molecular function: acyltransferase activity, transferring groups other than amino-acyl groups. The transcript is spliced from 10 exons. Bases 45 to 2378 code for a protein of 777 amino acids.
AGAGGGCCUUUUAUGUAGGAAAAAAAUAAUUCUACUAAGGUACAAUGGAUAAUAACGUGUACAUGAGUGAGAUGAUGAACCGUCAUGAUGAUGAAGCUACUAGGACAUCGACUUCAGAAGGGCUGGAAGAAGGGGAGGUGGAAGGGGAAACCCUUCUCAUUGUAGAAUCUGAAGAUCAGGCAUCGGUGGAUUUGUCUCAUGAUCAGAGUGGGGAAUCUGUGAAUAGUGAUGAAGGGGACACAUCCUGGACAGAGGAGAUGUCUUAUUACUGUGAAAGAUGCCAGAAGUGGAUACCAGCAAGUCAGGUGAGAGAACAGGUCAGCUAUCUCAAGGGUGACAACUUUUUCAGAUUUACUUGCUCUGAUUGUUCAGAAGAUGGGAAGGAGCAGUUUGAACGGUUGAGGCUAACAUGGCAGCAAGUUGUCAUGCUGGCAAUGUACAAUCUAUCCCUGGAAGGAACUGGCCGGCAAGGUUACUUCAGGUGGAAGGAAGAUAUAUGUGCUUUCAUUGAAAAACACUGGACUUUCCUGCUAGGAAGCCGAAAGAAGACUUCUACUUGGUGGAGCACUGUUGCUGGUUGCCUUUCUGUGGGAAGCCCUCUGUAUUUCCGCUCAGGGGCUCAGGAAUUUGGAGAACCAGGGUGGUGGAAACUUGUACACAACAGGCCUCCUACCAUGAAGCCUGAAGGAGAGAAACUUUCUGCAUCUUCCCUAAAAGCAAAAGGUUCAAAGCCAUCUUUAGAUCCAAUCAUUACAGUGGAGGGACUUAGAAAGCGAGUGAGCCGCAAUCCAGUAGAAUCUGCCAUGGAGCUGAAGGAGAAGAGAUCUCGCACUCAGGAAGCCAAGGACAUCAGAAGAGCUCAGAAGGAGGCAGCUGGCUUCCUGGAUAGGAGUAUGUCCUCCACACCAGUCAAGUUUAUCAGUCGAAGCCGACGUCCUGACAUGAUCCUUGAGAAGGGGGAAGUGAUUGAAUUUUCUUCCCUGAGUUCCUCUGACCGAACUCCUUUGACGAGCCCAUCCCCAUCUCCUUCUCCAGAUUUCUCUGCUCCUGGAACGCCAGCUUCCCACUCAGCUACACCUAGCUUGCUCUCAGAAGCAGACCUUAUUCCAGAUAUAAUGCCACCCCAGGCCCUGUUUCAUGAUGAUGAAGAGAUGGAAGGUGAUGGUGUCAUAGAUCCAGGUAUAGAGUAUAUCCCACCACCCAGUGGAACAGCAGGGAUGAUUCGAAAGAAAGUGAAAACACCUGAGCAGAUUAAACAAGAGGUGGAGAGUGAGGAAGAAAAAGCAGAGAGGUUGGAAGGUGAUGCUGAAAACCAUGAUAAUGCGCACCUGUCUCUUCAGGCUCGGGGUCGAGACAAGAGGAAGGUACAGCUGGGCCACAAGGAUGCAAAGUCCAGAAUGCCCAAGUACAUGCCCGCUAGUAUCUAUGAAGAAAAACUUCUCCUGAGGAACCUGGAAAUCUGUCCAAAUGCUUCGGCCAUGACUCCAGAGGCUCGGAGGCUGAGGCGGAAGUUGAUAGUUCGGCAGGCCAAGCGGGAAAGAGGCCUGCUGCUCUUCGAUUUGGACAACAUUGUGAAUGCUGCUCUUCUCCUGGUUGAUAGGAUUUACGGAGCCAAGGAAGGAAGUAUAUCUUGUCCUCCCUCAGAUCAUCCAAUGUACAGAACUACCAGCCAGGACUUCAGAAUUUUGGAUCGGUACCAGACUAAGCUGUCAGCAGUGAAGGGGUUUCGACAAAUGGCAACAAAAUUUCUGUGCCGACUUGUAGGUUCAGAAGAUGUGCUAACUGAUCACAGCAUAAUCAGUCCUUACACUUCUCGUGUCUUGAAACCUUAUAUCAGGCGCGAUUAUGAAACAAAGCCUCCAAAACUUCGACUGCUGGCUGAGAUUCGAGCCCAUGCACACAAGAACGAUCCCAGCUGGACUGCUGAGCCAGAGGCACCCAUUGAUUAUUGCUAUGUGCGCCCUAAUCACAUUCCUACCAUCAAUUCAAUGUGCCAUGAGUUCUUCUGGCCAGGAAUUGACCUAUCAGAAUGUCUACAAUAUCCAGACUUCAGUGUUGUUGUUCUCUACAAAAAGGUCAUAGUUGCCUUUGGAUUUAUGGUGCCUGACGUUAAAUACAAUGAAGCAUACAUCUCUUUUCUGUUUGUUCACCCUGAGUGGAGACGAUCAGGGAUUGCAACUUUUAUGAUUUACCAUCUUAUUCAGACCUGUAUGGGCAAAGAUGCAACCCUUCAUGUCUCUGCAAGCAAUUCUGCAAUGCUGUUGUACCAAAAGUUUGGAUUUAAAACAGAGGAGUACAUUUUAGAUUUCUAUGACAAAUACUACCCUUUGGACAGUAAGGAAUGUAAACAUGCAUUCUUUCUGAGGUUGCGACGAUGAUUUGUAGGGUUACUGGGAAACUUGAAAGCUGCUCACAGGAGGAAAACUUGGUUUGGAAUUUGUAAAACCGUUUGAGAUCUGAGGUGCUCUGUCUCCUUUAUUGCUAAAAAGUGUAAAGUAUGCUGUGUGACCUUUUCUGAGAUGACUGGUUUUGGACUCACGUUAUUUUGGUCUCUUUUGACCUAGGAAAGAUCCAGGAGAGAAAUGCACACAUUUGUUUUCCAGAAAGGGUGGAUUUGGUCUCCUGGUCUUGAAGAACCCUCGUGACAAGCCAGUUGGUAAUUCUGUAGGAGUUCAGGUACUCAGGAUGCCUGCACCUGUAAUGGCAUUACAUUUCCUGACUGGUGGUUUUUUGUUAGUUUUUUGGUGGAAAGUGAUAAAAUGUUUGACUCAGUCUCA